AUGAAAGUGGUAGAAGUUAAUGAUUUAGAACAGAGAGAGAGAAAGGUUCCUAAAACCCCUAAAACAUUAAAAGAUUAUGUUACAUACAUGAUAUUCGUGGCACAAAUCUCUAGACCUGAUAUGUUACGAACGAAGUCAGUAUUGUCAGUCGUUUCAAUCAUCAACCGGGACCUGCACAUUGGUAAAGCAAAAAGAAUUAAGCAAGCAAAAGAAGAAGCCGAGAUAGAAAUUGAAAAAUAUCGCGCAGAACGGCAAAAACAUUAUGAAGAAUUUGAAGAGCGGUAUCUUGGUACCACGGAUGAUGUGGCAGCACAAAUCGAAAAAGAUGUCAACAAUUAUCUUGCCGAAAUAGAGAAGAUGAUUGCGAUAAAUAAGGACAAGGUGACAGCACGAAAUCGUAGAUGA
Messenger RNA from Ceutorhynchus assimilis (cabbage seed weevil), 405 nucleotides. Lineage: Eukaryota; Metazoa; Arthropoda; Insecta; Coleoptera; Curculionidae. The record is from the annotation of a GenBank genome assembly.